This is a messenger RNA of Arachis ipaensis, 1257 nucleotides long. RefSeq lists its product as uncharacterized. Lineage: Eukaryota; Viridiplantae; Streptophyta; Magnoliopsida; Fabales; Fabaceae. The record is from RefSeq and is a predicted model, not a curated record. Gene Ontology annotation, molecular function: zinc ion binding.
AUGAUAUUUCAUCAGGUCUUUUGGACAUUUCCACCGUGUGUUGAGGCCUUCAAGUAUUACAAGCCACUUAUCUCCAUUGAUGGCACCCACUUAUAUGGUAAAUACGGUGGGACUUUGUUGAUGGCCAUAGCGCAAGAUGGCAAUGCAAACAUUCUGCCAAUUACAUUUGCAGUUGUUGAGGGUAAGACAAAGAAGGUGUGGUCGUUCUUUCUUUCGUACCUACGGGAGCAUGUGACACCACAACCAGGGGUAUUAGUGAUUUUAGACAGACACAAGUCCAUUGAUGGAGCACUGAACGCCGAAGGAAGUUUAUGGAAACCACCUCAUGCCUUCCAAGCGUGUUGUACAAGACACAUUGCAGCCAACUUCAUGACCCACUUUAAGAACAAAGACUUAAAGAAGGUUCUUAUUAAUGCAGCAUACUCGAAGUCGCGUCGUGAGUUCGCUCAUUAUUAUGGCCGUCCGAGAGGCGAAAAUGUAGCUAUUACAAACUGGCUUGAAGAAAUUCCACGGUCACAGUGGCCACAGUAUGCUGAUGAGGGUCGUCAAUUUGGUCACAUGACAACCAAUAUCUCUGAGUGUAUUAAUGCUGUUAUGAAGGGUUCCCGCAAUUUGCCAAUCACGGCUCUUGUUAAGUCAAGUUAUUUCCGUUUGGGUGAAAUUUUUGCAAGGAAGGGUUCCGAGGCACUGGCCCAACUUCAGGUUGGUGCUAAAUUCUCACAGACAUUGAUGAAGGCCAUAGAAUUCAACUCGAAGCACGUGAACACUAUGAAUGUUUACCAGUUUGAUCGAUUGAGGACAAACUUCACGGUUGAAGAGUUAGCGACAGUUUCUGGAUCCAGGCAACAGAGUUAUCAGGUGCUGCUUGAUGAGCGCAAGUGUGAUUGUGGGUAUUUUCAGGCUCUUCAUAUUCCUUGUCGUCACGUGCUUGCAGCUUGCUCUCAUGCAAGACUUGAUUGGAAGCGGUUUGUACACCCUGUGUACCGCAUGGAGUCGGUCUUCAAUGUUUACAGAUCAAAGUUUCGACCGAUAGGACACGAGGAUGAUUGGCCAUCGUAUGACGGUCCCCGAAUCCGGCCCAACCCUAGGACGAUGAAAGAGAAGAGAGGUCGCCCCAUGAGCUCCAGGAUUCGUAACAACAUGGAUGACGUUGAGUAUAAUGGGGAGAAGUGGUGCGGAUUGUGUCGCCAAAGCAGACACACGCGGAGGACUUGCACCGCUCUUGGUGAUGGAGGGGCAUCUUCUAGUCGACGAUAG